This is a messenger RNA of Oryctolagus cuniculus (rabbit), 4132 nucleotides long. RefSeq names its product VANGL planar cell polarity protein 1 (gene VANGL1). The record is from RefSeq and is a predicted model, not a curated record. Gene Ontology annotation, cellular component: membrane. Gene Ontology annotation, biological process: multicellular organism development. Lineage: Eukaryota; Metazoa; Chordata; Mammalia; Lagomorpha; Leporidae.
GCAGGGCUGGGCUCGGGCUGCGGGGCGGCGCCGGGACAGGAAGCGGAAAGCAGCAGUGCAGCGGCGGCGGCGGCGGCGGGGCUCUGCUUCUACAGCAGCCCAGCCCAGCGCAGGCCGCAGAGCCGGGCCGCCGUGAGCCGAGACCGCGGGCCGGCGGAGCCCGGCCGGCCGGCGCGGAGAACUGACUGCUAUUGAAGAGUGGCUGGCCUCCGACUCCCAGACUCCGCCAGGUGCGAUUCUCUACCUGCUUCCUCAUCAAGAGCCGGCUCUGCACUGCUAUGGAUACCGAAUCCACUUAUUCUGGAUAUUCUUACUAUUCCAGUCAUUCGAAAAAAUCUCACAGACAGGGAGAGAGAACCAGAGAGAGACACAAAUCACCCCGGAAUAAAGAUGGCAGGGGGUCAGAAAAAUCUGUCACCAUCCAAGCUCCCACUGGGGAGCCCCUGUUGGCAAAUGACUCCACGCGCACAGAGGAAGUCCAGGAUGACAACUGGGGAGAGACCACCACGGCCAUCACAGGCACCUCAGAGCACAGCAUCUCCCAGGAGGACAUCGCCAGGAUCAGCAAGGACAUGGAGGACAGCGUGGGGCUGGACUGCCAGCGCUACCUGGGCCUCACGGUGGCCUCGGUCUUGGGACUCCUGGUGUUCCUCACGCCCAUCGCCUUCAUCCUGCUGCCCCCGAUCCUGUGGCGGGAGGAGCUGGAGCCUUGUGGCACCAUCUGCGAGGGGCUCUUCAUCUCCAUGGCGUUCAAACUGCUCAUUCUGCUCAUCGGGACCUGGGCGCUCUUCUUCCGCAGACAGAGGGCCGACGUGCCCCGGGUGUUUGUGUUCCGUGCCCUUCUGCUGGUCCUCAUCUUCCUGUUCGUGGUUUCCUAUUGGCUGUUUUACGGGGUCCGCAUCCUGGACUCGCGGGACCGCAACUACCAGGGCAUCGUGCAAUACGCAGUGUCCCUCGUGGACGCCCUCCUCUUCAUCCACUACCUGGCCAUCGUCCUGCUGGAGCUGAGGCAGCUGCAGCCCAUGUUCACGCUGCAGGUGGUCCGCUCCACCGAUGGCGAGUCCCGCUUCUACAGCCUGGGCCACCUGAGCAUCCAGCGAGCGGCUUUGGUGGUGCUGGAAAAUUACUACAAAGAUUUCACCAUCUACAACCCGAACCUCCUGACGGCCUCCAAGUUCCGAGCGGCCAAGCACAUGGCCGGCCUGAAAGUCUACAACGUGGAUGGCCCCAGCAACAAUGCCACUGGCCAGUCACGAGCCAUGAUCGCCGCAGCUGCCCGGCGCCGGGACUCGAGCCACAACGAGCUGUACUACGAAGAGGCUGAACACGAGCGGCGGGUGAAGAAGCGGAGAGCGAGGCUGGUGGUCGCCGUGGAAGAGGCCUUCAUCCACAUCCAGCGUCUGCAGGCCGAGGAGCAGCAGAAAGCGCCGGGGGAGGUGAUGGACCCCAGGGAGGCCGCGCAGGCCAUCUUCCCCUCCAUGGCCAGGGCUCUGCAGAAGUACCUGCGCACCACCCGGCAGCAGCACUACCACAGCAUGGAGAGCAUCCUGCAGCACCUGGCCUUCUGCAUCACCCACGGCAUGACCCCCAAGGCCUUCCUGGAACGGUACCUCAGUGCAGGCCCCACCCUGCAGUACGACAAGGAGCGCUGGCUGUCGACACAGUGGAGACUGGUCAGCGAGGAGGCUGUGACCAGCGGGCUGCGAGACGGACUCGUGUUUGUCCUCAAGUGCUUGGACUUCAGUCUCAUAGUCAAUGUGAAGAAAAUCCCGUUCAUCGUGCUCUCGGAAGAGUUCAUAGACCCCAAGUCCCACAAAUUCGUCCUGCGCUUACAGUCGGAGACGUCGGUUUGAGAGUUCUAUAUUUGUGGCUUUAUAAAAAGAAGAAUAUAUAGAGAUCUAUCUAUCUAUCUAUGUGUAUACCGAGGGGUGUCUGUUGAGUUGUCUGUUCUGUUCUCUCCGUGGCUGACUGAAGCUGGCAGGUGAUGGACCAGCCUCCUUUUUGACCAUCAGCACUUUAUUUGGAAGAAAGCAGGGGAGGUCUACUCGGAGGAAGGGGACACCAGACUUUCUAGAAGGGACUUCUACGAAGCCGUUCCCCGGAGCGUCUGUGACAGCUGUAACCAAAGCGGAGCCGCUGUGUUCCGGGAGCCUCGCCUUACGACGACCCAGCCCCUGCUCCCGGCCGGUCCCCCUCGGAGGCUUCCAGGGGACGCACUGUUAGUCUGUUUCAGGAUCCCAGGCCCUACACGUCCGUGUGUGUGUGUGUGUGUGUGUGUGUGUCAGACCGUCCAGUACCACGUCCCCCACGGAAGCCAUGGGCGGUUCAGGGGAUGCCUAUUUCACCUCUGCUCGCUGUUGCCUUAGAUUCCUCAGAGAAAGAUCCCACGACAAAAACGUGCACUCUCAGUUUACAGCUAUUAAGGGAUCUGCUUGUAGGGUUUUUUUUUUUCUCCCUUAAAGAGAUAACCUAUCUGCCCUCUUUCUGACCCUGCUCUUCUCCUGGCCUCAAGCAGCCAGGCCUUGCCCAGUCCUGGAGUUCUGCACUGACUCUCCCUCCCCCACCUGCCAGGCAGCCCUGGCCACCCAGGCUCGUCCCUGCAGACCUGCACUCUGUGUGUGCGAUCCAGCUGUUGGCAUAGCCUGGGGCGGUUCCCCAGGUUGUCCCCCUAGCAAAGUGUGGGGUGUCCACCAGGUAGAUGGCAGGAGAGCAGGGCAGCUGGAAUGCCCCUUGGAGGCUGCAGCAGGAGCCCUACCCCACCCAAUCCUCCCCACUGCUCCCCACCGCCCAGGGAAAGACUAACACUGUGACCCCAGGCCUGGCAGGGGCAGCUUGGAGCCCUCGCAGUUCCUGGGGGACAUAAGACCCCUGAAAGCACAUUACCAGGCUGCCCUGCCAAGGGAGACCAGACAGUGCCGGCCACACUGGCAACUGCUGCUGUCCAGGCCCUGUGUUUUCUGACCAGCGUCACUGUGCAAUCCAUCACCUCGGCCUCCUACUCCCCAGAAAGGGGCUUGUUUAGCUCCUGAGGUGCAAAUAACACUGUGUUGUUGGUCCAGUGGGGAGAAGGGAAAGGAGAGAAGAGGGAGCCCAUCUUCAGGGCUGACCUCUGUGUCUUACACGCAGCUGAGUGCAAUGCAGUGGGCUUCCUCACCCCCGCCCCAGCCCCAGCUGCCCGGGGAAGCAGGUGCUGACUCCUCCCACCCGAGGGAGCCUGCUGCAGGGGAAGCUCCUUGCAGCCAGCUUGCAGUGAGCUGUCUUCGCCUCCGUUUGCCCUCCUGUGACCGCUGCAGACCCAUACAAAGUAUUUCCUCUAGCUUUCCCCAGGGACUGAGGCCUCUCAGUCCCCUCACCCGAGCAAAGGAUGACACUGUCCAAAUGUUCUUUAUCUGUGUGCACGUACCCUCAUGUGGUCCAUGAGCGGGAUGGUAUUUUGCGCGUCAGUUCCUCAGUCAGAAUUGACUGUGAAUGUUUGCAAUGCACCUGUACCUGAAGAAAGUAAAGCACAUUCCCGAACCAGCAGCCUUCCGCUGCAGAAGCUGUGUUGAAGAAGAAGGAAGGGGCAACCCAGGCAGGUGGCGGCGUGGAGCCAAGAUGGACUUUGAGAGGCACCUGCUGUGUAACCCUGGUGCUUUCCUUCUUAGCUUCUGCCUUUGGGUCCCUUCAACUGGAAGUUCCUUAUGACGUCUUUCUCAGGAAAUUUUUGGGGAGAUAGCGUGCAGGAUGGUGAAGCUGCGUGAGACCUCGGCUGUGUCCAGGUGGGGCAGAGGCUUCUGCGUCAUAAGGAUGGUGCCCCUGAAAAGGCCACACAUGGAUGCACAUUCAGAUGACAAUGACACUACUGCUCAGCAUUCCGAAUCCCUGUGCUUCCCACCCUGCCCUCAGUGGCCAUCCCAAAGGGGUGAAGUUGGAUUCAUGUGCUUUGGUGUGUACAUUCCCAGCAGGGUGAAGAAAGGUUUAAAUUAAGGAAAAUUUAUUUUCUCCCUCUCGCGGUCUUUGCAUAGGGGAAUGUCAGACUUUCUGAAAUUAUUGUUUCUGUUUUAAAUUGAGUAUCGAUUUUUUUAUGCUGACUUUGUAUUGGGUCCUUUUUGAAAGAAAAACAAAAUAAAAUGCAAGAACUUUGUAAAGCCUU